AAUCAACUUUUGCUCUCCAGUCCUGUCUCUGCCCGUAGAUAUGUGCAGCUCUCAGACAUCAUCAGAGAAUUUCUAAAUGUUUUAUUCAUUUCAGUAAGGCCUCUAGAAUGUUUUCAGUGAUGCCAUAGCCCACCUUUGUGGGCUUGCUCUGUUUCUGUUGACAGCACUGGUCUAGAACCCUAAUAAGAGGCUGUACUACAUAAGAGAUGCUAUUUUUUUCCGCACUUAGAUUGCUGAUUUGUUAUUAUUGUAGGAGUUAUGGCUCUAUCACAAGAAGAGGGUCCUGCCAAUUUCUUUAAGACUAGAGGAGCUACCAAGCACAUAAAAUAUGUUUCUGUUUUAACCUGGUUGUUAUUUAUAGGUUUCUGUCAGCUUACAGAAAAGAUGGAAAAAAGAACAUGUGCCCUCUGCCCUGAAGGCCAUGAUUGGAGCGUGAUAUACUUUGUACCAUCAGCUAAUAUAGCUGCUCAUGAAAACUGUUUGCUGUAUUCAUCAGGAUUGGUGGAAUGUGAGGCCCAUAAUCCAUGUAAAAUAGCUAGAAAUGUUGAUGUGAAAUCAGUACUGGAAAGGAUCUGGAGAGGAAGCACAAUGAUAUGCUCGUUUUGUAAUAAUGAAGGAGCCAUCGUAAGGUGUGGUGAAACAUCUUGUGCCAAGAAUUACCACUUAUUCUGUGCCAAGGAGGACUACGCAGUUCUACAAGGUGGAGUUACAAGAACUUACAAAUUAUUUUGCCCAGAACAUCCUCCACAACAAGAAGAGGCCACUGAAAGUGCUGAUGGCCCAAGCAUGAAGAGGAAGAGAGGAAGAAAGAAACGCCUCUCAUCAGGCCCUCCUGCACAGCCAAAAGUGGUGAAAUUCAUGAGAUCCAAAAGACAUGUGACAGGAGAGCCUCUCGGCCACAGAGAUGCAGCUGUCAAAGCUCCUUUUCUUAAGAAAUGCAAGAAAGCAGGACUUCUUAAUGUUUUACUUGAAUACAUACUAGAAAAAAUGAAUUCAAUUUAUGGAAGACUCCUGGAUGAGACUGCCUCAGAGUCAGACUAUGAAGGGAUCGAGACCUUACUGUUUGGCUGUGGAUUAUUUAAAGACACACUAAGAAAAUUCCAAGAAGUAAUCAAGAGUAAAGCUUGUGAAUGGGAAGAAAGGCAAAGGCUGAUGAAGCAGCAGCUUGAGGCACUUGCAGACUUACAACAAAGCUUGUGCUCAUUUCAAGAAAAUGGGGACCUGGACUGCUCAAGUUCUACAUCAGGAUCCUUGCUACCUCCUGAGGACCACCAGUAAAAGCUGUUCCUCAGGAAAACUGGAUGGGGCCUCCAUGUUCUCCAAGGAUCGAGGAAGUCUUCCUGCCUACCCUGCCCACCCCAGUCAAGGGCAGCAACACCAGAGCUUUGCUCAGCCUUAAAUGGAAUCUUAGAGCUUUCUCUUGCUUCUGCUGCUCCUAAAAAUGGUCUCAUCAUGGUCUCCUCUCAGUAUUAAUAACUCCAUCAGCAUAGAGCAGACUCAACCCUAUGCAUUGCUCCCUGUUACCCUGGGUUUCUGCUCACUACCACAUUGACAAUAUUUAGCACACUUAAUAAAUGCUUGUCAAAACCA
Mus musculus (house mouse) is the source of this 1590-nucleotide messenger RNA. It is a transcript of the gene Phf11c, whose product is annotated as PHD finger protein 11C. The transcript has 10 exons. The record is from RefSeq and is marked validated. The coding region runs from base 259 to 1278 and encodes 339 amino acids. Gene Ontology annotation, cellular component: nucleus. Lineage: Eukaryota; Metazoa; Chordata; Mammalia; Rodentia; Muridae.